ACUCGAGAUGACGUGGUGUCUCGAAUAAGUACUUAUACAUUAGAGCGAGACGGAGCGAUCGGCACACGCACCGCGACGUGGCACACAAGUAUAGUCACAAGCGACAAGGCUCGACGCCGCUCUGAGCUACUUCCUCAUCGCGAUCCCGGUUAUGCUAGACCGACGCGACGAUAACUCACAUUAAAAAAUGAACACACAGUAUUUGCCUUAUGGGGAACCAAACGCCAACUUGCCACAAAAGCCUAUUAACGUACCACCACCUAGCAAUGCACAGAUGAAUCAAAAUAAUAUUGUGGACCAAAUGUCAAACGUAUCUUUGACUGGUCCACAAAAACCUGCGUCUUCUGUGAAUGGCGUUCAUAAUCAAAACCAUUACCAAUCGCAAGAACCAGCCGAUAAAGUCAGCCAUGUACCACAUCAGCAAGGCCCGCCUGCAACACAAAAUUCCGGUCUUCCAUUUUCGUACGGACCUUCUGGAACACCCCAUUUUCCAGGACAACAGUAUUCAGGACAGCCACCUACCUCAGGGUCGCUUCCAGGAGCAAACAUUCCGAGAAGUAUGCCACAAGUUUCACCUGCGAUGAAUCAACCUGGACCACCAAAUCCCGGACAGCAACAGCAACAACAUUUCCAACAGAAUAACUUAGCUGGUCCCCCAAUGCCAGGUCAACCACCAAAUCAACAAAACUUGGCUGGCCCACCGAUGCCUGGUCAAAAUCCUCAAGGUCCAUCUGCGUUUAAUCAAAGACCACCAAUGCCUGGACAGCCUGGUAGCUUACCAGGACAGCAAAAUUUGUCUGGGCCUCCAUUGCAAGGACAGCAAAACUUUUCUGGACCUCCAUUACCAGGACAGCAAAGUUUGUCUGGACCUCCGUUGCCAGGACAACAGAAUUUGACUGGACCUCCGUUGCCAAGACAGCAAAAUUUAUCAGGACCCCCAAUGCCUGGUCAGCAAAAUUUCUCAGGACCACCAAUGCCUGGUCAACAGAAUUUCUCUGGACCUGGUAUGCCAGGUCAGCAGAACUUCUCUGGACCUCCUAUGCCAGGUCAGCAGAACUUCUCUGGACCUCCAAUGCCAGGUCAGCAGAACUUCUCUGGACCUCCAAUGCCAGGUCAGCAGAAUUUCUCUAGACCUCCAAUGCCUGGUCAACCAAAUCUGUCAGGGCCUGCAAUGCUUGGCCAACCAAAUCUAUCUGGACCUCCUCUUCCUGGCCAAGCAAAUAUGUCUGGCCCUCUGUUAUCUGGUCAACAGAAUCUCCAAGGUCCCUAUUCAAAUCAAGCACCAGGUCAACGUCCAUAUCCUUCUGGUCCUCCAUUACCAGGACAGCAAGCCAAUCCACCGUAUGGUAUGAACCAAGGUUUCCAGCAACCAAAUUAUGGACCUGGGCAGCCAAUGUAUGGAAAUCAGCCUGGUCCUUACCAAGGUGGCCCUGGAGGAUUCCAAAAUAAUUCUCAAACACCACAAGGCAAACUCGAUCCUGAUCAAAUGCCUAGCCCAAUCCAAGUUUUCCAAGAGGACCAAAGAUUAAAAGGUGGGAACUUCUUAACUAAUCAAAAAGGACUGGUGCCUCCAUUAGUUACUACGAAAUUCAGUGUUGUUGAUCAAGGAAAUGCAUCUCCAAGAUUUAUUCGAUCAUCAAUCUACACUGUUCCUACGCAAGCUGAAAUGGUGAAACAUACUCAAGUUCCAUUCGGAAUAAUUUUAAGCCCAAUGGCUCAAGUGGAAGAGGGAGAACACGAACCACCUAUUGUAGACAUGGGAGAGGUUGGUCCAGUACGUUGCAUUCGAUGCAAAGCUUAUAUGUGCCCUUUCAUGCAAUUUGUUGAUGCUGGAAGAAGAUUCCAAUGCGUAUUUUGUAAAGCAACUACAGAAGUUCCACAAGAGUAUUUCCAACAUUUGGAUCACACUGGUCAACGUAUGGAUCGUUACGAAAGACCAGAAUUGAUGCUUGGAACUUUUGAGUAUAUAGCAACAAAGGAUUAUUGCAGGGACAAUGUUUUUCCCAAGCCACCAGCGCUUAUUUUUGUAAUCGACGUUUCUUACAAUAAUAUAAAAUCGGGCCUUGUGCAAUUACUCUGUGCUAAAAUGAAGGAAAUCAUUCGAAAUCUACCCGUCGACGCAGGACAGACUAAGUCCAACAUGAAAGUCGGUUUUAUAACGUACAACAAUUCAGUUCAUUUUUACAAUUGCAAACCCAAUCUUGCUCAACCGCAAAUGAUGCUUGUUGGAGAUGUUCAAGACGUUUUUAUGCCACUUUUGGAAGGUUUUCUAUGUGACGUUGAAGAAAGCGAAUCGACAAUAGAUAGUUUAAUGACGCAGAUUCCAAUAAUGUUUGGAGAUACUCGAGAAACGGAGACAAUCCUCGGACCAGCUAUUCAAUCGGGAUUAGAAGCUCUCAAGGCUUGCGAGUGUGCCGGAAAACUUCUCGUAUUUCAUUCUUCAUUACCUAUUGCGGAAGCGCCAGGAAAAUUGAAGAACCGAGACGACCGUAAUGUUAUUGGAACAGACAAGGAAAAAAGUGUCUUAGCUCCACAAACGAAUUUCUACAACACCUUAGGCCAAGAAUGCGUUGGAUCUGGAUGUAGUGUAGAUCUAUUCCUCUUCAAUAAUUCUUACAUUGACGUGGCUACUAUUGGCCAAGUUGCUAGACUGACAGGUGGUGAAGUCUACAAAUACACUUACUUCCAAGCUGACAUUGACGGCGAUAGACUGAUCACUGAUGUUAUCAACAACAUUAAUAGACCUAUCGCUUUUGACGCUGUCAUGCGCGUUCGAACUUCGACCGGCGUAAGACCAACCGAUUUCUAUGGUCAUUUGUAUAUGUCUAACACGACUGAUAUGGAACUGGCUAGUAUAGAUUCUGAUAAAGCUAUAGCGAUCGAGAUUAAACACGAUGAUAAGUUAGGGGACGAGGAAAGUGUAUAUAUUCAAGCAGCUCUUCUUUACACAUCUUGUAGUGGAGUAAGGAGAUUACGAGUAAUUAAUUUGAGCUUAAAGACUUCAUCGCAAAUGGCAGAACUCUAUCGAGCCUGCGAUUUGGAUGCCAUAAUCAAUUUCCUAUUGAAACAGAAUGUCUCUAAGCUUGUGGAAUACUCUCCAAAGGCAAUAAAAGAUGGUCUGAACUCGAGAUGCGCUGCUAUUUUAGCUGCUUAUAGAAAACAUUGUGCUACUCCAUCGAGUGCUGGGCAGUUGAUACUUCCAGAGUGCAUGAAACUAUUACCUCUUUACAUUAAUAGUUUACUCAAGAGUGAUGCACUGACUGGAGGAGCUGGAAUAACGAUUGACCAAAAGUCUUAUGUAAUGAUGGCGGUUUCUUCAAUGCCCAUUACCGAAACCGUAGCUCAUAUAUAUCCGCGUUUACUUGCUCUACACACUAUUGAUCCUUCAACUACAGAAUUACCACCUGUAUUGCGCUGUUCGAUAGAUAAGUUCCAAGACGACGGAGUAUAUUUAUUAGAAAACGGAAUUCACAUGUUCAUCUGGUUGGGGCUGAGCCUAAAUCCACAAUGGGUGCAAUCAGUUUUCGGAGUUGCAUCUAUUGUGCAGGUGGACACGGACAAAACUACGAUUCCCGUACUGGAUAAUACUUUGAACAAGCGAAUCAGAGACAUAAUCUCGCAGGUGCAAAGUGAAAGACGUUAUUGCAUGCGGUUGACAUUGACGAGACAACGGGAAAAAAUGGAAAUGGUCAUGCGCCAAUAUUUAGUGGAAGAUCGAGGAGCUGACGGAAGUCCGAGCUAUGUUGACUACUUGUGCCACAUGCAUAGGGAUAUACGAGCACUUCUAAGUUAAUGUAACAACGAUUUCCGAUAAGUGCAAAGGUUCAAAGAAGUUUUUAUGGCACUUAUUGUAAUUUUUACAAUGUGAUGCUGAAAAUAUUAUUUGAUACAAAAAAUAUAUAUUUACAAAUUUUAUUUAUAUAUUUGUUUUAGCCUAUUUUAAAAGUUAGUAAUAAAAUUUUUUGUAUAUUAAUUAUGUUGGUUUUGAAUUCCAUGUGAUAUGUGAGAAUUUAAAUUUGAAUUUUUUGAAAAUUUGAAUUAAAUAGUGAAAAAUUGUACAGAGUCAGAGUAUUUUGAGAUUUGUUUACAGUUAUGGAAUACAUAUAAUGUGAAUGAAUGAAUGAAGAUUUAAUCGAUACAUGGAUAAAUGGUAUAUGUAAAAAUAUCCAAGAAUAAAUCUUGAUAUAUUUUUAUAUCAAAAAUUUAUUUCUGCACAGCAUUUACAUUUGUUAGGGCUCACUUUAUAAAGAUAUCAAGCUUCCUCAUUGAAAUAUUAUAAUUACUAUAUAUUUUAGUACAUUUUAUUUACUCUUGUUUUAAUUCCAUUUAUUAAUAAUAAAAUAUUUGUUAAAAUCAUACCUA
Molecule: messenger RNA, 4362 nt
Organism: Nasonia vitripennis (jewel wasp)
Lineage: Eukaryota; Metazoa; Arthropoda; Insecta; Hymenoptera; Pteromalidae
Product: protein transport protein Sec24C
Exons: 14
Coding region: 188-3793 (1201 amino acids)
Biological process (GO): COPII-coated vesicle cargo loading; intracellular protein transport; endoplasmic reticulum to Golgi vesicle-mediated transport
Cellular component (GO): endoplasmic reticulum exit site; COPII vesicle coat
Molecular function (GO): zinc ion binding; SNARE binding
Source: RefSeq, a predicted model, not a curated record